Molecule: messenger RNA, 3100 nt
Organism: Mus musculus (house mouse)
Lineage: Eukaryota; Metazoa; Chordata; Mammalia; Rodentia; Muridae
Gene: Pklr
Product: pyruvate kinase liver and red blood cell
Exons: 12
Coding region: 62-1858 (598 amino acids)
Biological process (GO): glycolytic process
Molecular function (GO): pyruvate kinase activity; potassium ion binding; magnesium ion binding
Source: RefSeq, a predicted model, not a curated record
UUAGGGUACACUCUCCUCCCAGUCUGUGGUUCUUGCAGCCCCAGUCCCACACUUUGGAAGCAUGUCUGUCCAAGAGAACGAGCUACCCCAGCAGCUCUGGCCCUGGAUCUUUAAGUCCCAAAAAGACUUAGCAAAGUCUGCUUUAAGUGGGGCUCCAGGAGGCCCCAUCCCACUGACAAAGGCAGAGUAUAAAGCAGACCCACAGACACAGCAGGUACGCAGCAGUAUGGAAGGGCCAGCAGGAUACCUGAGACGUGCCAGUGUGGCCCAGCUGACCCAGGAGCUGGGCACUGCCUUCUUCCAGCAGCAGCAACUGCCCGCAGCUAUGGCGGACACCUUCCUGGAACACCUCUGCCUUCUGGAUAUCGACUCAGAGCCUGUGGCCGCUAGGAGCACCAGCAUCAUUGCCACCAUCGGGCCGGCGUCACGCUCUGUGGACCGCCUCAAGGAGAUGAUCAAGGCAGGGAUGAACAUUGCACGACUCAACUUCUCCCAUGGCUCCCAUGAGUACCAUGCAGAGUCCAUCGCCAACAUUCGGGAGGCGGCUGAAAGCUUUGCAACCUCCCCACUCAGCUACAGACCCGUGGCCAUCGCCCUGGACACCAAGGGUCCCGAGAUACGCACUGGAGUCCUGCAGGGGGGUCCAGAGUCGGAGGUGGAAAUUGUGAAGGGUUCACAGGUGCUGGUGACUGUGGAUCCGAAGUUCCGGACAAGGGGCGAUGCAAAGACAGUGUGGGUGGACUACCACAAUAUCACCCAGGUCGUUGCAGUGGGGGGCCGCAUCUACAUUGACGACGGGCUCAUCUCCUUAGUGGUGCGGAAAAUUGGCCCAGAGGGACUGGUGACCGAAGUGGAACACGGUGGUUUCUUGGGCAACAGGAAGGGUGUGAACUUGCCAAAUGCCGAGGUGGACCUGCCUGGGCUAUCAGAGCAAGAUCUUUUGGAUCUGCGCUUCGGGGUGGAGCAUAAUGUGGACAUCAUCUUUGCCUCCUUUGUACGAAAAGCCAGUGAUGUGGUGGCAGUCCGAGAUGCCCUAGGGCCAGAAGGACGGGGCAUCAAAAUUAUCAGCAAAAUCGAGAACCAUGAAGGCGUGAAGAAGUUUGAUGAGAUCCUAGAAGUGAGCGAUGGCAUCAUGGUGGCUCGGGGUGACCUUGGCAUUGAGAUCCCAGCAGAGAAGGUUUUCUUGGCUCAGAAGAUGAUGAUUGGACGCUGCAACCUGGCUGGCAAGCCUGUCGUUUGUGCCACACAGAUGCUGGAGAGCAUGAUCACUAAGGCUCGACCAACUCGGGCGGAGACAAGCGAUGUGGCCAAUGCUGUGCUGGAUGGGGCUGACUGUAUCAUGCUGUCUGGAGAGACCGCCAAAGGCAGUUUCCCCGUGGAGGCUGUAAAGAUGCAACAUGCGAUUGCCCGGGAGGCAGAGGCCGCUGUGUACCACCGCCAGUUGUUUGAGGAGCUACGCCGGGCAGCGCCGCUGAGCCGUGACCCAACCGAGGUCACUGCAAUUGGAGCCGUGGAGGCUUCCUUCAAGUGCUGUGCCGCAGCCAUCAUUGUGCUGACAAAGACUGGCCGCUCAGCUCAGCUUCUGUCUCGCUACCGACCUCGGGCUGCUGUCAUUGCUGUGACUCGUUCUGCCCAGGCUGCCCGACAGGUCCACCUGUCCCGAGGAGUCUUCCCCUUGCUCUACCGUGAGCCUCCAGAGGCUGUCUGGGCAGAUGAUGUGGACCGAAGGGUCCAAUUUGGCAUCGAAAGUGGAAAGCUUCGUGGCUUCCUCCGAGUUGGUGAUCUGGUGAUUGUGGUGACAGGCUGGCGACCUGGCUCUGGCUAUACCAACAUUAUGCGGGUGCUGACCAUAUCCUGAAACGCCUCUCCCCUUUCUGACCUAGUUGCACCCCAUUUCUUUCAACCCACACCCCUCCCAUAGUCCCACAUCUGCCAUCUAGCCACAGUCUGGUACUUCACACAGGCCCUGAAUGUCUGGGUCCAAUUACGCACCGGCCACCCAGCAGCAUCAGUCGUAUAUCCCUGUCUCAAUCCGCUCAGCUGGACUCUAAGAUGCCCUGAGCCUUUAAUCCCAGCCCAGCUGGUUAAUUCGAUUCCUCCUGGGUCCUGAUAAUUAGAACGGGGGAGUGGAGACUGGGUAAACUUAUCCAAAUUCCAUAGAACAAUUAUUUUAAAACACUCUGUCCUCGGAUAUAGCCCUCAUGACCAGUUCCCUAGCAAAGUGUCACCUCCUGAUGGCCUCAAGUCAGGGUAGAAUACUCCUUCAGGGAGCACAGCUCCACACUUUAGGGAAGGCUGGGGUAGAUGGGUGCUGGAGAGAACUAAGCUAAACUGGCUUUUUUCUUUUCUUUUUUUUCUGAUACAAGGUCUCAUUGUAUAGCUCUGACUGGCCCCAGACUCCUAGAAAUCCUCCUGCCUGACCCUCCUGAGGGGGUAAGGACUGCAGGCAUGAGUGACCAGCUGGACUUUAGGUAGUCUUACUUUCUUACUGACUCCACAAACCAUGGAGCCGAGCUUACGAGCCACUAAUCUGGCUGUUCUCUUGCCCACUGAUCUGCUGGGUCAGAUGAAAUUCUUCCACAACCACUUUGUCCCCACAUACAGAUCAGAAGCAAAAAUGAAUCUUUUCUUUUAAACCCAACUGUUUAGGUGCAAUUAUAAAAAACAACUCCCACAGGCAAAGAAUCCCAGACUCUCCCACCCAAAGAGUUGUGUGGUCCUGGCCCCAUGCUACAGUGUACUUCUGAAGGGGAACAGAGCGGGUGGGCAGGGGAUUAUUCUUGUCCCUGAGAAGGUGGAGGGGCUACUGGCCCACCCUUCCUAGGAUUGGAUACUCCAGGCCUCCCUCUUCUUCACAACAGUAAACCCAGAUGAGGAUGAAAAAACUAAGCUCAGGCCUCCUGCUCCCCCCUACCCCCCCCCCCCCCCGGCCACCACCUCAUCACAGAAUUUGAGUAUUGCUGCAGAUGGCAUUGUGCAAGGACCACAAAGAUGUUCCCCAGGCCCCUACCAGAAGGUGGGGAGGACAAAGGAAUGAGUGAAUAAGUGAACAAGUCAAAUUAGCAAAUGAAUAAAUAAAAUUAAUAAACGACCAAAUAAA